AUGUCUUGUCCGCUUGGAAGUGACAACGUAUUCGGACCUCGAAUACUCGAAGAAUGUCGCCCAUUCGACUUUACCUUGCUUUUUGAAGAUGCGAUCUUUGCAAUUUUACCAGCGAGCACGUUUCUGUUGUUGGCAGCGUGCCGUCUUCCAUCACUGAUCCGUGCGCCGAUCAAAGUCACAUCGCAUCGGCUUGCGACGUGGAAACUGGGAACCCUGGCCGUAUUGUUGACUUUCCAAAUUCUACACCUAGCUUAUCAACAAGAAGUGUCAUCCCUACACACAAAUGCUUCGCUGGCAGCGAGCCUUCUCCAGCUAUUCGCAGUGGCUGCAGCUACACUACUAUCAUGGUUAGAAGAUCAGCGCUCCGUCCGUCCGUCGGAUAUUAUGGUACUCUAUUUCUUUGUUGCUACUAUUCUCGCUGUUCCUCGAGCACGUACCUUGUGGCUACUUUCGCCAGUCGUUGAAUUACAAGCCAUUUUGUGGACGUUGGUUACUAUCGCUACGGCAGGAGUUUUAUGCGUCGAAUCAAUUCACAAAACUCAAGUUCUACGCCUGGCGUAUCGGCAGUCAAGCAAAGAGUACACGUCCAGCUUCUGGGUUCGUAGCUUUUUUAUCUGGGUUCUUCCACUGUUCCAAAGUGGAUUCACCUCCAUCCUUGCUCUUCAUGAUAUGCCCGAAGUGGAUCGUGCUCUCCAAGGAGAGUCGGCAGAGAGCCGGCUUCACCAAGCCUGGUCGAAGAGCCAAAAAGCCCGAAAGUACAGAUUGGUCCGCGUGACAUUUCGUGCAUACUGGUGGCCAUUUGUCAGUGCAGUGGUGCCUCGACUGUGUCUGACGGCAUUCAAGUUCUGCCAGCCAUUUCUCAUUUCGGCAACUCUAGAUUUCAUCAGUGAUACAUCAAACUCGGAAACCCGCUACUAUGGACCCGCCCUCGUGGGCGCCUUCGUGUUGACCUACCUAGGAAUGGCUAUAUCCACCGCUGUAUACUGGCGCCAGACUUUCCGGUUCAACACGACAAUUCGAGCAGGCCUCAUUUCUUUAAUCUACCGACAGACAAACAAGAUGCACGCCAGUGAAUUCAAAACAGAAUCGUCCAUCACACUUAUGGGUACAGAUGUGGAGCGUAUUGUGAGGCACUUCUGGAGUAUUCAUGAGGCAUGGGCGGGCCCAGUCGAUGUGGCCAUAGGUGUCUUCCUUCUGGCUCGCCAGCUCGGUGUUACCUGCUUGAUCCCUGCUGUCAUUUCAAUCAUUGUGGUGGUUGCGACCAUUCCAGUUUCCCAAAGGUCUGGCACGGCCCAGAAACGGUGGAUCGAAAGAGUUCAGACGCGCCUGAACACAACCUCCAGCAUGUUGAACGAUAUGAAGUCUGUCAAGAUGUUAGGUCUUGGAGAUAAGCUCUAUGCUUGCGUUUCCACACUCCGCCAGGUUGAAUUGCAAGUCUCACAGAAAUUCCGUGUCUUGCUCAUCUGGCAGGUAGUUUUAUCAAACAUGCCUGUGACUUUUGCACCUUUUGCCACUUUUGCGAUAUAUGCGAUCAUCCAAUCCGUUCGUGGAGGCCAAUCCCUUCUGGCGAAUCGGACGUUCACAUCUCUGUCGUUGAUCUCAUUGAUGACCGACCCGCUGCUCAUUUUUAUCCAGACACUCCCAUCACUAUGGGAGUCCGUUUCUUGCUUCAAUCGCAUUGAAAAUUAUUGCACCAAGGCACCAAUGGAGAUACCGAUUGAUAAUGCGACUAUCGAUGAUGGACUGGAGCUCUCCUCACAACCAUCCUCCAGUGCCUCUCCGACCUCCGUGAUCGAGUUCCAAAACGCUGGAUUCUCGUGGACUGCAACCGGGCCUCAAUUUCUCCAUGGCAUCAAUUUUACCGUAAAAAAGGGACACAUCACUGCUAUAAUUGGGCCGGUAGGGAGCGGCAAGAGUACACUCUUGGAGAGUGCUCUGGGUGAAACAACCCUCAGAGAAGGUUCUUUAUCGCGAUUCGCAACAAGCGUCGCUUAUUGUCCCCAGACGCCCUGGAUCAUGAAUGACACCAUUCGUCAAAACAUAAUCGGUCCGGCUGAAUAUGAUCCCAAAUGGUAUAGCUUUGUCGUCUGGGCUUGUGCCUUGGAAACCGACUUUGAAAACAUUGCAGGCGGCGACAUGUCCAAGGCUGGCAGUUCCGGAAUAACAUUGAGCGGAGGACAGAAACAAAGAAUUUCAUUGGCUCGGGCAGUCUAUUCUCGCGCGCCGACACUGGUCCUUGAUGAUGUCUUCAGUGGCCUUGAUAAUAAGUCUGUCGUUGCAAUCACAACCCGCCUGCUAGCAUCAGAUGGUCACUUUCGAGAAUCCGGUAGAACGGUUAUUCUCGCGACUCACAACAACCGCCUGUUGCCGCACGCCGACAACAUAAUAAUUCUCGAGAAUGGUACAGUACGCAAGACUGGUUCGUUCCAAGAAAUCGAGCCCGACUUGCCCCAGGACCACCACAGUGACAGCGACGAUUCUCAAAACGAAGAGUUGGUAGUGGCCGCAAAGCAAACACCCUUGAGUCAUCUUGAUAGGGUGUUGAGCACCACAGAGGAGGAGUCAGCUGUCGAGUUGAAUCAGGCACGUCGUGAUGGAAAAUGGUCCGUCUAUUCGUAUUACUUCAAAUCCGCCGGCUGGACUAUUAUGAUUAUGUUGGUCGCAGCUAUCUGUAUCUGCGGAUUCACAGAUAGAUUCUCAACUAUUUGGUUGGAACAGUGGUCAAAUGCGAACGAGAAUAACCCCAACCAGUCUCCAGCUAAGUAUAUUGGGAUUUACUCCUUGCUCAUUGGAAUAUCGCUAUGUGGUCUGGUUUUCUCUUGCUGGGCGCUUCUCAUUCCUAUCAUCAGCAAUACGGGUCGCAACAUGCAUGCCCACCUGCUCAAGGCCACUCUAAAUGCACCAUUUAGCUUCUUCCAGAAGACUGAUGCAGGUUUAACAACCAAUAGGUUCAGUCAGGACUUGGAACUUAUCGACAUGGACCUUCCACUUCAAGCGAUCAAUACUAACAUGUCCUUUGCGAACUGCGUCGUUCAGCUGAUUUUACUUUGUAUCUUGGGUAAAUACCUCACGAUAACAGUCCCCGCUCUUGGCAUAAUCCUCUUCUUCGUGCAAAGUUACUACUUGCGGACCUCUCGUCAGGUGCGACUGCUCGAUAUAGAGGCGAAAUCCCCUCUUUUCUCACACUUUGUGGAAACCAUGCAAGGCAUCAAUGUCAUUCGGGCAAUGCGAUGGCAGACGCCUUUCCAAGAUCGCCUCCAGGAACUACUAAGCCAGUCACAAAAGCCAUUCUACAUGCUAUUUUGCAUCCGACAGUGGCUUCAAUUGGUGCUGGACUGUAUAGUGAUGGGGCUUGCCGUUGUUCUCGUAUCAUUGGUGGUCUCUCUCCGAGGCCAAUUCAGUGCUGGCUCGAUUGGUGUCGCCCUUAACUUGAUUCUAGUGUUCAAUCAGGAUCUGAUGCAGUUUAUCAAAUCCUGGACUCUUCUUGAAACCUCGAUAGGGGCGGUGGCUCGUAUCCAGGAUUUUGUCGAGAGUACUCCAUCCGAGGAAAAGCAGCAGCCCGAACUAUCGACUGUUCCACCUCAAUGGCCUGAACGAGGGGACCUGAUAUUCGAAAAUGUGACAGCUUCAUAUGGACCUGAUUCCCCGCCGGUGUUAAAGGAGCUGUCCUUAGCUAUCAAGCCCGGUCAGAAGAUUGCUGUCUGUGGCCCUUCUGGCAGUGGCAAAACGUCUCUUAUCCUAGGAUUGUUGCAGAUGAUUAAUUUGCGAGAGGGCAGUAUCCUUUUGGAUGGAAUAGACCUCUCUACACUGCCCUGCAGCACUGUACGCUCUCGAAUCAAUGUUGUACCGCAGGAACCCUUUUUUAUGCCUGGAACAUUGCGUUUUAAUUUGGACCGCCAACUGGAGGAUCACCCAGUCCCAGACUCCACUCUCAUCCAGGCGCUGGAGGCUGUCGGACUAUGGAAGAAAGUACGCGAAGACUGUCCCGGUGGCGGGGAGUUAGACGCGCUUUUGUCGAUUUCCAACUGGUCCAUGGGUGAGCGACAGUUGCUUGCACUUGCUCGAGCACUGGUUAUGAAGAGUCCGGUACUAGUUCUAGAUGAGGCGAUGAGCAGCGUGGACUGGGAUACCGAAGCCGCAAUGCAAGAAAUUAUCGAGCGAGAAUUCAAAUCUCACACUAUCAUUUCCGUCAUUCAUCGGCUGCGCUACGUCGAAAGCUAUGAUCGAGUUGCACUGAUGAAGCAAGGCCGACUGGUGGAAUAUGCUAGUCCGCAAGAGCUCUUGGAAGCCCCCUCUCAAUUUGCGUCAUUUUAUCACGCAAAAAAGGCUCCCCGCUGAGAAAGAAAGUCUGGAAGCCGGGUAUAGCUAGAAUGGUCAAGGAGCUUAGGCUUAUCCAACGGACCUGUUAUGUUGCGUCAUGACAUGUCAAUCCACUCAGUUACAAUUUUCUAAUAUUUCGAUACCA
Molecule: messenger RNA, 4465 nt
Organism: Penicillium brasilianum
Lineage: Eukaryota; Fungi; Ascomycota; Eurotiomycetes; Eurotiales; Aspergillaceae
Source: the annotation of a GenBank genome assembly